AUGAGGGUCCCCGCUGCCCUCUCAGGCUGGGCUUGUGCCGCUCUCUGCCUGGCAUCCAGCUCCUCUGCCUUUUCCCAUGGGGCUGUCUCGGUGGCCUGUGUGGACAUGCAGCCCAAGCACAUUCCAGCCCAGCCUCGGAACCCCAGGACCCCCCACAUCACCAUUCUCACUGGCAGUUCUUCCAACUCACCGGGUGACAUGGCUUCGGACGGGUGUGAUCAUGACAUCACCCACCUCGUAAUGUUGCAUAAGGACGAAGGAGCCAGUAUCUGCCAACUGCGUGGACCAGUUCCCAGCAACCGUAAGCAUCACACAAGCAUCAUCGUUCCUCAGAAAGACCGUGGCUUUGUCCUUUUCCCUCACAUUUUAUCAGUGGUCCAGUCAUAUUUUGUUUACUGGGCGAGGAUUGAAUCAUCUGUCAUGUCUCAACAGACACACAGUAGAUCUAGUUCCGACAGCCACGUGGAGUCUGGCUCACCUAUGCCAGGCCCUGGGCAGAGGCCAGAGGGCAGGGAAGGAACCGCCCCAGUGUCUCUGGGCCUCCGCUUGGCCCCCAGGGUCCCCGUCACUCUUCCUCAGCAGCGCACAGAUAUCUCUGCUGUGGCCGUCCCUGGAGCUGCAGAAGGGGACAGCUUAGAUCCUGUUCCUGCCAAUGUUCAGGUGACAGAAUUUCCUGGGGCUGCAGAGACUCCAUUCCAAGCAUCUUCACACAUAGCUGCCAUAGUCAGCGAUGGCCACCAGCCCAGUGGGGACAGCAACCGAACCCUGGAACCAUCCCUGGACGUUCGUGGGCUGGAGAGGUUCAUGGCCAUCAGAGGAUUCUCCUCAGAGAGCUUUGCUUCCAGCCCUAGCACCCACCACAGGACUCAGAAUGAUCCAAGCUUUGAUUCAUUGGAAACUUGCCUACCCUCGGAUAGGGAUGAACAGGACAAGAUGAAGGCCUCAAAUAGGAGGGUGAUGAGGCCUCCUCUGUACACUGUCCAUCUUUCCUAUCCUCGCCUCUGGUCCUCUGGGGCACUCACUGGACAUGGGGCCAGGGCGGCCAAUCCAACCCCUGUCCUCCACACCUCUGCCACCUCCAGGCCACCCACUGCCAGUGGCCAGCCAGAGGCAUCAAGACCCUCUGCCAGCUUCCUUCCUCAGUCAAAGCACAAGGGGCCCAAAGUGAGGGAGGGCAAUGGAGAGAGUGGCGUGGGACACCCCAGGAAGACCAACCCAAGGCCUGAGCUUGGGCAAGACGCAGCCAGGGCCCCUUUGGGGAUCCAGCUCGGGACUCUGCAGCUGGGAAUCCUGCUUUGCCUUUCAGCUGCUUUGGGCAUGGCCGUGGCUGUUGGCCUUCGCUACCUGCAUACCCAGUCUUGCCACAAGCAGACAGAAGGAUCCUUUAGUGCGCCUGCUGGGGACGCAGCUGCCAGGAGUGAUGGAGGCGAGAUCGUGCAGGUCAGGAGGACUGGGGAGAAGAGUUUUGUUCUGGUUGAAGCAGAAUACAACGGGGUCACUCCCUCUGUGGGUAGCAAGGAAACAGUCCUCUGA
Messenger RNA from Mesoplodon densirostris (Blainville's beaked whale), 1533 nucleotides. It is a transcript of the gene REELD1, whose product is annotated as reeler domain containing 1. Lineage: Eukaryota; Metazoa; Chordata; Mammalia; Artiodactyla; Ziphiidae. The record is from RefSeq and is a predicted model, not a curated record. Bases 1 to 1533 code for a protein of 510 amino acids. The transcript has 6 exons.